GAUGAACAGUACGAUGUUAUCGUUCUCGGAACUGGCUUAACUGAAUGUAUUCUCUCUGGCUUAUUAUCUGUUGAAGGAAAAAAGGUCCUUCAUAUGGAUAGGAACGACUAUUAUGGUGGUGAAAGUGCCAGCUUAAACUUGACACAGCUUUAUCGAAAAUUCCGUAAUGGGCAAGAACCACCUAGUGAAUUGGGACGUGAUCGCGAUUAUAAUAUCGAUCUCAUUCCCAAAUUUAUGAUGGCCAAUGGAGAACUUGUCAAAAUUCUUACUCAUACCGAUGUUACACGUUACCUUGAAUUCAAACAAAUUUCUGGCUCUUAUGUAUAUCGUGAAGGACAAAUCUCUAAAGUUCCAGCUAGCGAAGGGGAAGCUCUUCGCAGCGAUUUGAUGGGAAUGUUUGAGAAGAGAAGAGCAAAGAAAUUCUUCGAGUAUAUGCAAAACUGGCGGGAGGAUGAUCCAUCUACUCACCAAGGCAUCGAUCUAAACGUUGAACCAAUGUCUAAAGUCUAUGAAAAAUUUGGUCUUGAACCUGGAACUCAAGAUUUUAUUGGCCAUGCGAUGGCUUUAUACUUGGAUGAAUCCUACCUUAACCGACCUGCUCGAGAAAGUUAUAACAGAAUCAUUCUUUAUAUUUCCUCUGUGGCUCGUUAUGGAAAGAGCCCUUACAUUUAUCCAUUGUACGGUUUGGGUGAAUUGCCUCAAGGUUUUGCACGGCUGAGUGCUAUUUAUGGUGGUACUUAUAUGCUCGAUAAAGCGGUCGAUGAAAUCGUCUAUGGUGCAGAUGGCCGUGUUUGUGGUGUACGUUCGGGUGACGAGGUUGCUAAGACAAAACAAGUUAUCGGUGAUCCGUCCUAUUUUAAAACUAAAGUCCGUAAAGUCGGAAAAGUUAUCCGCGCUAUCUGCAUUCUAAAACAUCCUAUACCUAACACUGAUAACGUGGACUCUAUUCAAUUAGUGAUUCCACAAAACCAAGUCAAAAGGCAACAUGAUAUUUAUAUUGCUAGUGUAUCUGAUAAUCAUUUUGUUUGUGCUAAAGACUACUACCUUGCUAUUGUAUCCACCAUUGUCGAAACAGAUGAUCCAGAGUCUGAAAUUAAACCUGGUCUUGACUUACUUGGUCCAAUUGUUGAGAAAUUUAUAAGUUUGUGUGAUCUCGAGGAACCUACUGAAGAUGGAUGUAAGGACCAAGUUUUUAUCUCCCGUUCCUAUGACGCCACUUCUCACUUUGGUACCGUGUGCGAUGAU
Molecule: messenger RNA, 1245 nt
Organism: Racocetra persica
Lineage: Eukaryota; Fungi; Glomeromycota; Glomeromycetes; Diversisporales; Gigasporaceae
Source: the annotation of a GenBank genome assembly